UUUACCUUCAUUGUACAUGAAUGCAGGACUUGCCAUGUCAAAAAAAUGUAUAUUUCAUGUUCUAGAACUUUCCAUUUCUUCGGUGCAAAAAUAUGGAAGAUCUAGACAAGGGACUCCACUGACAGCCAAAUUUUCGUGUAACACGUCACGUAUGCAGAACUUGCAGAGCAGUCUGGUGAACCAGACUAAACUUUAAAUCAGCCUCGAGCUCCAAAACAAGCAGUCUCCAAACGUUCAACGUUGUAACGAUCCUCAAAUCUCAAGGCCAUCAUCGAGAUGUUUGUGUUUUUUUAAAAAAAAAAAAGCGGAUAGAGUGGUAGACAUUCCUGUCGUCUGUAUCACUGGGUAGAUUGCUCAUUUGGAAUUUAAAGGGCAAAUUUAAGAGCUAAUCUGGAGAUUCGAUCCGCAGCUGCAAAUGAACCAGUUGUAGAUUUGACCAUGCAGGUUCUUGUUUUCAUCGGAAAUAUUCUUGUUCUUUAUGCAUUUUGUGUUAGCAAAGUUUUAGGGAAAUGUGGGGAUCACAGGGAUAGUUCAUCAGGAACCAUUGCAUCCCCUAAUUACCCGAAUGGGUACCCUAUGGAACAGGACUGUAUCUGGACCAUAGUUGUUGAAGGUUCUGUGGAGAACAUUAAAAUUUCAUUCAGUUAUUUUGACCUUCAGCCCAGAUCUGCUGGUGGGGAAUGUACAGAUUAUGUUGCAAUUUUCCGCAAACAGUUGGGAAAGGAUGCAGAAGUGGUUCUUGAGGCAAAGAUCUGUGGAAGUGCCCUACCAGACUCUAUGCAGAUAGAAGGGUCAUCAAUGACAGUGCAGUUUGUUUCUGAUUCAAUAGCUGAUUCCCAUUCAGGCUUUUCUCUGUAUUAUGAAACCAACUUUAAAGAGGGUUCUUCUAUUUCACAAGCCACUGCUGGCAUUGUUGCUGCUGUCUUCUGUGCAAUAGUUUUCAUUGGAGUUGGUAUGCUGCGCUGCAUUAUGUUAGGAGCAUGCAACUGUUGUGGCGGUGAUCUACGAGAAAACAACCCUAACCGACAGGAGAUUGGUCACAGUGAAUCUUACACAUAUCAAGGGGAUUUUCCUCCUUCUUACAGCACAGUCAUGCAUCAUCCAGAAAGAUAUCUCACACCAGAAUCCAGCCCCCAGAUGGUAGCUCAGAAUAGUAACAGCAUAUCACCAAGGCAGAACCAAAAUGGAAGAACUUUUUCUGUUGGAUCAAACAGCAGUUCUGAUGAAGAUGAAGAUGAUUCUCCUCCACCACCUUACCCAGGCGGUGUUACACAAGAAAAUGAUGUUGAUGUUGAUGUUGCUGAUUUAAAUACAAAUAAUACAACAGAAAAUGAACCAAACACUGCUAGCAAUAACUUUGAAAUAACUACAAAUAUAAACGAAGAACAGUCAAGACAUCAAGAAGCUACAACUGUUGAUGUGGUGGAUGAAGGUACAAAUAGUGCAAUGUGUAAUGAACCCAACAUUGUUAGCAAUGAUGAUGAAGUGACCCUGAAUUUGAAUGAGGAGCAAUCAAGGGAAGAUGGUGUUAUUUCUCUUGAGAUGUCUCCUUCAGCAGUUGGAGAGGAGCAGAGUUCCACGACAGCUGCAACUGAAGAGAUUGUGUUGGAUAUAGACACUACAGCACAAAGAAGCCAACAAGAAGGCAAUGGAGAAAACUUUGAAACAUCACAAACUGGUGAAAUACAUGAAGAGAUAGAAACUAUUGUAUGAAAAUAUUUAGUGAACCAAAUCCAAAUUUGUGGCUGUCAGAUUACUGAGUAUUGAUCCUCGCAUCUGGAUUGUAGAUGUUAAAUGUGACUCCCUUCAGUUCUUUCUUACUACCUCAUAUCAUGGGCGGAUCCAGGAAUUUUUGAUUGGGAGGGUCCAAACUUUGGUUCAGAAAGGACUGUUGGACUCUUUUGAGGCAGAUUACUUCUCUCCCACAUCCACCACACCCCCUCUCACUAGUCACGGUUGCACAUUAUAAUUCCUUGGCCGCCUACCGUUUACUUGGAUUCUUUAAAAAAAUCAGCCAGUUAAAAAUUGAUCUACGAU
Molecule: messenger RNA, 2037 nt
Organism: Stylophora pistillata
Lineage: Eukaryota; Metazoa; Cnidaria; Anthozoa; Scleractinia; Pocilloporidae
Source: RefSeq, a predicted model, not a curated record